Molecule: messenger RNA, 519 nt
Organism: Cladocopium goreaui
Lineage: Eukaryota; Dinophyceae; Suessiales; Symbiodiniaceae
Source: the annotation of a GenBank genome assembly
AUGAUCACUCCCGAAGACUGGUUCUUGAGGACUUUCUACCCACUAGAGUGGUUUGUGGAUGUGGGAAAUCCCUCUGCUUCUGUGGAAGCGGAGCCCAUGCAGGAUCCAAGGCUACUGACCAUGAUUGUUACCUUCCAAUUCAGGAGUCUGGGCUAUGUCGCAACGUUGCCAUUGCUCUUGUUCGUUCUGGCCGCUUUUUUUGCUGUCUACUACUAUGUGGUGGUGCUCAGGAAGCAAGGGCGCAGAGAUACUGUUUGCUUCAAUCCGAACCUGUACAGCAAUGGCAAGGUUUGCCUCUCUUUGCUAGGCACCUGGCAAGGCGAGAGAGCUGAGAAUUGGGAUGCCACGACUUCUCGUGCGGUACAAGUGCUGAUCUCCAUACAGUCUUUGAUCCUGGUGCCGCAACCCUACUUCAAUGAGCCAGGCUUCGAACGGGAGAUUGGCACAGAGACAGGGGAGAGGCGAAGUCAUGAGUACAACCGCUCGGUACGUGAGAAUUGCGUGAGGCCGCGUUCGUGA